AAAGAUGUGAAUAUUACCAGCAGUAUUGUGUUACGUGGACUCUAGCUGUUACAACGACCACGGAUGAAGAUGGCAGACAGAAUUCGCUUAAAGAUGAUGGCGGUCAGUUUUACAGGUGGAGGAAAGCACAGACAGUGCUCUGGGUGGGAAUGGGUGGAGAUUAUCGAACCCCGCACAAAGGAGCAUAUGUAUGCCAACCUUACCACAGGGGAGUGUGUCUGGGACCCUCCACCGGGUGUCAAAAUUAAGAAGACCGAUGACAACCAGUGGUGGGAGCUGUUUGACCCUAACACAUCAAGGUUUUACUAUUACAAUGCCACCAGUCAGAAGACAGUUUGGCACCGCCCCCAGAACUGUGACAUCAUCCCCCUCGCUAAAUUACAGACUCUGAAACAGAACACAGAAGUGCGAGAAGAUGGUGAUAAAUCGGUGCCACAUUGUAAGCGUGAAAUUUCCACACAGACAGCCACCCUACAGUCUGCCAACAGAACUCCCUCCAGUGUGCGACGGGAGCAUGUGCGGCACGGAUCCCUCAAGUCUCCACACCAGUCUCAGACCAGUCCACACACCUCCAGAAGACAUAGGCAUUAUCAAAGACAAGACUCUACCUCAUCCCAUAGCAGUUCUGGUCGCCAUGACAACUAUGAUCUGGCCAAUGGGGAUAGAGUUCAUAGAAGGAGAGGGAGUCAGCCAUCACCACAGCCUUCGGGUAACUUGAGGCGGGAGUCGUUCGAAUCGCCGCGACGAGCGCUAGAAUCUCCGCGGCCACAGAGGGCCAAGUCUGUCCAGUCGGCUACCCUAGACAGCCCCGUGCCACGGCGACAGGAUGGUUACCUGCGGCACAGCCAGCAGUCAUCAGGGGAGGAGUAUGGACCUGUCCAUGUACGUGGCGGUAGUUUUAGUGAUCCUAUGGGUGGCUUCCCUCCCCCUGAUAACUACUCCAUGCAGGGUAGCUUCACCAGUCAGCUCAGCCAUGGGCGGCAAGACAGUUACGGGCAAGACAUGUACACAUCCACUAGUGGCUCAGAGACAUAUGGCCCUGCGCGUGAACCUUACCGCCCUGAGGAGUAUAUCGCGUUUAGUCAGGACAUUGUCCACCAACAGGGGGAUGUCAGCCCUAUCCCUCACAGUCUGCUCUCGAAGCCAAAGUUACGGUCCUUCCCGCGAACUAACCCGGCUUAUGUUGGGGUCCACCGACGGGAUGGACAGACGGCCUACAAGAGGAUUAAUGUGGACCAGCAGAGUUUAGGGUAUGAGUCGGGAGGGCAGGGAGAUCAGGGUGUGUCUCACCAAGGGGUGCAGGCCUCAAAUAUGGGAGAGUACCCCGAGAUGUAUGGACACUACUUCCGUCACGAACGGUCUGACAGUGACACGUCACACUCGUCAAACCGUGGCUACAGACAUGACAGGACGGACAGUCAAACGUCGCACUCCUCCUCGCGGAACCGGGAGCACUCGGACAGCCACUCUUCCCAAGGGUCCCUGCGCAAUAUGUCUGACACUCACUCUUCACAGGGUUCUUUACGAAACAUGCAGGACAGUGCUGUGUCUGUUCAUGACAGUUUAUCUUCCAAAGGCUCGAGUAGGACUAGUAACGAACACGAUCUCCCACUGGAGCGGGCGGGUAGUCAAAUGUCUCACCGCUCUGCAUCUGUCUCCAACUCGGAACCCGAGUACGCUAACCUUCCUUCCACCCACGAACAGGACCACCUCAGCAGCCUGAUCAAGGAGAAGCAGCGGUCAAAAGAGGGCCAGAUUACGGACCGUGAUGACCGCUACAUUGACAGUGUGCGUAGGGGCGAGGAGUAUUACAAUAGGCAAAAUUUACCUCUCAAUGGACAGUCUAUAACUAAUCAGACAGCCAGCUUCCACUCUGAAGUGGCGCCUGACCAGGGUUAUGGGGAGUCGGACAGCAGCAGUGUCUUCUCCACCUCCUCCCCUAAAUCUCACAGCAAGCCACCUCCACCACCACCCCUACCCAUUGAGACGCAGCACGCCUCACUCAAGCGGCGCAAACCAGAGGCGUACGCUAAAGUGGCAGAGCCAGUAUGUACACCCGUGCUGGAGAAGAGCCAAUCACUGCAACAGGAUAUAGCUCAGCAGCGCCCUCUGUCCAUGGUGGUGGCAUCACAGUCAGAGGUGAACAUGGCGGGGUCACCUAGCACAGGCUCCCUCCAUCGACAGAACCGAUCGGGGACGAACUCGUCUCCGAGGUCUGUCAGCCUGUUUUUGACCCAUCAGAAGCUUCACUCAGAUAGUGAUAUUGAAAACUACGCACAGCAGAACCUGAAUCGUCACAAGAAGGGUCUUUUUGGGAAGAAGGUAUCGUUGGCCAACAUGCUGGCUUGGUCUAAGGACCCAAUACAGAAGCCAAUGAUUCGAACAAAUGAUAAGGCCGUGAAAAAAGAUGCCUGUGAAAUCUUCAAAAUGAUUCAGGUUUAUAUGGGAGAUCGUAAGAACAAGUCUCCAACGAUAAACACAGCUUUAGAGAUAGUUACCAAGGGGUGGAGCACUCCAAUCAUCAGAGACGAAAUCUUCAUCCAGCUGUGUCGUCAGACAACUGAGAACAAAAAAGAGGAAAGCUUACAGAAAGGCUGGGAGUUGUUGGCCAUCUGUUUGUCGUUUUUCCCACCAUCUUUGAAAUUCCAUUCCUACCUGGAGGGUUACAUAUCACGACAUACUGACCCAAACUGUGAUUUACCCAAUGUGCCAAUUAGUCAUUUUGCAGAUCACUGUCAUCGUAGGCUAGAGCGAGCUCAGGCCACAGGAGCCAAACGAGGAGUGCGCAAACCUACAAUGGAUGAAAUAGAGCAGGCCAAGAAGUCUAUAUUUCACCCAUCAAUGUUUGGCAACACACUUGAUGAUAUACUCUUGAUGCAAAGCGACAAGUUCCCAGACAGACGGUUACCAUGGAUACAAACAAUACUCUCUGAAGAAGUGCUCAAGCUUAAUGGUGCUCAGACAGAAGGCAUAUUCAGGGUACCGGGUGAUAUAGACGAGGUGAAUGCCCUGAAGUUACGCUGUGACCAGUGGAUCCCGCCUAACGACUGCCCGGACCCUCACAUCCCAGCCUCCCUGCUCAAGCUGUGGUAUCGCGAGCUCUACGUCCCCCUCAUACCCCCAGCCUUCUAUGACAGCUGUAUAGAGAGCUAUGCAAACCCUGAGGCCGCCAUAGCUGUCAUCAAUCAGCUCCCAGAAAUCAACAGACUUGUAUUAUCAUACUUAAUUAGAUUUUUACAGGUAUUUGCUGCUACAGAAAAUGCCAGCGUCACAAAAAUGGACGUGAAUAAUUUAGCCAUGGUAAUGGCACCCAACUGUCUGCGUUGUGAAAGUGAAGAUCCCAAAAUUAUCUUUGAGAAUACACGGAAAGAAAUGGGAUUCAUCAGAACUCUUAUCCAACAUUUGGACACCAGUUUUAUGGACGGGAUUGUAUGAUAGGAGCUGAAUGUUAUAGAGAACUGUUGCUGCGCAAAGAUUUUUACCGAGUCUUAUAUGAUGUGUAUGCAUAACUCAUAUGUGUUGGAUGACUGGCAUCUGAAAGUCUUGCUACCGUGUAAUUAUCAUUAUCCUUGACUGCUUUGGACGAUGUGGGAAAAUUUUUAGGCAUAAAGUGCAGUGUGAUUACGGUAGUGUGGAAUAUUAUCAAUUAUUAAGCACAAGUGUUCUCAGGAACAUCCGAUCAUGUUGGCAAGUUACAGGCUUUGGGGCUGCAAAUUUUAUAUUACAAAUAUAAUCAAAGGGAAACAACCCAUGUGUUAUAUGUUAAAAAGUGCACUGGAACAUAAAACAGGCUGUACUGUCUCUUGUGUGAAGUAUAUCAUCAGUUGUUGAAUGUGAGAAUUAUUUAUGCCAAUGUAAGGUUAUUGUGUUAUUAACUCGCUGUGGUACUGUAGAGAAUACCGACACAUAUUUACUGCCUACAGUAUAACAAGAGAGUGUUGUAUAUGUGUUUUGAGUGGCAUGCAUAAAAGUAUGGUUGUGAAUUGAAUUAACAUGAAACAGCAAAAGCUGAUAACUUAAGUAGGCCAAGCCCCACAUCACAAAGAAUCCUAGUUUUUCAUCAUAUUAACUGGUACGCCAUUAUCAGCCUAAGGUGCAAGAUACUGUAAAUGUAUCUAAAGUUUAUAAAUUGUUAUAAAUGUUAUAAAAUUUGCAUUAUAAAGGAAAGGCUUAGUUUGCUUGUAGAGACACGGUGACUUUCAACUUUGGAUGAGAUAUUUACAUGGCAUAACUAAAGCAGUGUGCUGUAGCUGAAGAUAUAUCCUAACAAUUUGUUCCUUAUUGACAUUAUUUAUUUUGUUUCUUUGUUUUUUCAGAAAGGAAAUCUUUCUUAGCCUAAUUUACAGCAAGCAUAUUCACGAAACAAAAUGUCAUUUAGAAAAGAAUUAAAUCUUGGGCUGUAGCUUGGCAGAUGCACUGUACCUUAUACAGUCUCAAUUUGAACAAGAAGAAACUGCUUAUAUAGGUAUUUCUCUUAAGCUUGGCUAAACACAGUUACAACAGUGAGAGAGAAGAAAUGGCAUAAAGUGGUCAGUAAAUGUGUCAUUAAUGUGGCUUCGACAGACACCAUCAGUAUUUUCACACCAUCUGGCAGGCUAUCUUUUGCCAUACAGUAGUUUUUUAAUCAAACAUGGUUAUCUCCCCUUUAGGUUUGACAAGCUGUUUCUCUUGCUGUACCAUGUCAUGUCACUGACUUCCAAACAUGAAGAUUAGCGAAUCUGUAUCAGAGUUUAUUGGAAAAGACACCUGGUGUGUAAUCCAGGCCCUAGUCACACUAGAUGGCAGUGUUAACGAAUGGCAUGAACCAGGAAUCAAUUAAGUCAUCUUCUGCUUAAUUAUUGGUUGUUAGCUUAAUUAGCUAAAUUGGCAAUUGCAAAACAGAAGUGUCAUCAUAAAAACUAAUGGCUUACCGACUAAACACAGCUUACAUGACGGAACAAGUGCAUGUACGUAACUGGACUUUUUUUUUUGUUUUUUGCAGAAUUUUUUCUGAGGGCUGAGUAAUGUUUAAGCACCUAGUUACUGGCAGAUCUGUAUGUUGCUUACACAUAAUUCUGUGUGGUUGCUUACAGAUCCGUGUGGUUGCUGUUAGUUUAGUAGGGUUACAUCAGGGUUCUGUUCCAUGUAUUAUUGAUAUUAUUAAAAUCAUUAUCACCUGACAGUUUUAUUCUUCAGCUACGCAAUAGCCAAAUAUAUAUGAUCUCAAGAAAACAUGAAAGUGAUAUCUGACUAUAAUUUUUUUUUUUUUUAGAAAUCCAUAUUUUCUUGAUUGUUUGGAUUAUACCUUUAUAACAGGUGCAUCGUGUUUAUUUCUCUGUCCAGUACGUAUGUGUUGCCCAGUCUACCUUGUAGCAAGGCAAGUCCUGAAAACUGUCUCUUGAUAUACUCUGCUAAGGUAUAUGCAAACAGAAACUUGUAUCACUUGUUUUUCUCAGAAUUAUUAACUGUAUCUACGCUCCUAGCUUUAUCAGUACAACUGUUUAUUGUACCAGCUUUAAUCUGCUAAGCUUAAUCAAUCAUGUAUGUAACUUACAUAUACAUAUAAUUUAAGCUGGUCGAGUUCUAUUUAUUGGCUGCUGCAACUCUUUAGUGCUUUGAUUGGCUGAUGGUAAUUACUGCUUUAUCCUGCUUGAGCUACCGUUUGCUACCGUGUUCUUUAUCUUGUUUUGCUAAGCUUUACAUGGCAUGUAUAUAGGUGUAAAAAUAUUAUCCACUGUUUAUUAUUGUAUAUACUGUAUAUUUCACUGUAUAGUUAAUGUAUAUUUAUACGUACACAUCAGUAUAUCUUCACCCUCUCAUGCAUUAAACUUGGCCACACAUUGUAUCGUUAGAAUCACUGAUAUAGUUGUAACCAAGACAGAGACGCCCAUCUGUAGGCUCUCUCCUGCGCUUACAAGCGGUAUGAUGUAUGUAAGUAAGUAUGUAUGUUUUGUUGUUACUCUGUAAGAUAACAUGUGUGCAGGAGGGGGGUGGGGGGGAGGCUGUGUAUACCACGCAGAUCUUUAUUCAUAAUUAUUGUACUAAUUUAUUUGUGAGGUUAGUGUGUAUGACAGAUCAGCGUCAUGGCUGUGGAACUGAGGUAUGCCACUAUUUUACACCCCUUUCCCUAUUGCACAUUCACCCAUUUUACCCCAGUAUACAAGUUGUGAACCUUUUUCCUAACCUAAUACACUGGCUUACUCUGAAUGCUCCAAUCUCCAUAUCCCAUUACAACACCUAUCAGCCUGCGGAUGGUUGUGGGUUUCCCCAGGGUUCUACCCAGUUCCCCCCCCCCCCCCCCACCAUAAUGCUGGCUGCCGUAUAAGUGAAACAUUCUUGAGUAUGCUGUAAAACACAAUUAAAUAAAUAAAUCAUUACAAUGUUAAUCCCACACAACAGCUCUUUUCAACGGUUCUGAUAUCACAACACACCAGAUCUUGUCAGCUAUUCUGGUAAACAUAUAAUACAGCUCUUGCAGCACAGCUCGUCAACCAUGUUUGAUAUGCCCAUAAACCAGAUCUUGUAAACCACUCUGUUAACCCGAUAAAAUAGGUCCCCAAAAUGAGAUGUUGGCAGCCAUUUUGUUAACCCCAUAUAGCAGAUUUUGUCGACCAUUAUGUAAAUGCCAAACAGUCAUGCUCUUGUCAACCAUUCUAUUAAUCUGAGACGAGCUUGUCAACCAUUCUGUCAGCCUCAAGCCCCGUGUACCCUCCUACCCUACCACAAAGAAUCUUUACCCACCUAUGACAAAUCUUUUCUUUCCAUUCUUUUUUAAGUGUGAGCGUAUCAUGAAAUGUACGCUUUUUGUUCUGUACAUAACUAUGUAUGUACAUGCCCUUUGUUUCAACUGUUUUAAGUCACUCAUAUUGGUGCUGACACCUUAAUUUUCGACAAAAAGUAUAAAACUAUUGAACAGUUACUCUUUGAGUUUAGUGUGAAACAUCAUUAGAUCCAUUAAGGUAUGAUUUUCGGCAUUGCAUAUUCCCCACUACCCUCUUGCACUGUUGAUCAACAUUGAGUCUCUCUUAGUGCUUUUCCGCGCCAUUGCUUGUUAUGCUUUGACUUGCUUCUGUAUGGCCAUUCUUUUAGCUAUUUUCUGUUUCUCCAAGUCAUUUCUUUGAAUUCUGUCUUAUCUUCUGCUCUCGCUUCCUCCUUCAUCCUCAUUUUGGCAUGCCCCAGGACCCAGGCCUAUUAAAACUUCCAACUUGUAGUAGCUGAAUGCAAAUAAAUACAUUUGGUAAUUACAGUA
Molecule: messenger RNA, 7228 nt
Organism: Liolophura sinensis
Lineage: Eukaryota; Metazoa; Mollusca; Polyplacophora; Chitonida; Chitonidae
Product: rho GTPase-activating protein 39-like
Exons: 16
Coding region: 64-3435 (1123 amino acids)
Biological process (GO): signal transduction
Cellular component (GO): cytoplasm; cytoskeleton
Molecular function (GO): GTPase activator activity; protein binding
Source: RefSeq, a predicted model, not a curated record